AUGGCUGAACCUACCACCCGUAUUGUUGAAUGUGAUGUGUUGAUCGUCGGCGGCGGUAUGUCCGGCUGCGGCGCCGCUAUCGAAGCCCGCUACUGGGCCGGCGACGACCUCCGGAUUGUCAUGGUCGACAAGGCCGCCACCGACCGGAGCGGCGCUGUUGGCGAGGGAUUGUCCGCCAUCAACAUGUACAUGGGCGGUCGCUGGGGAUGGAACCAGCCCGAAGAUUACGUUGAGUACGUCCGCAAUGACAUGAUGGGCGUUUCCCGGGAAGACCUGGUGUACGACAUCGCCCGCCACGUGGACAGCAGCGUCCACAUGUUCGAGGAGUGGGGGUUGCCCUUCUGGUACGACGACAACGAACAGUACGUCCGUGAGGGUCGCUGGCAGGUGAUGAUUCACGGCGAGGCCUACAAGCCCAUCGUCUCGGAAGCCACCAAAAAAGCCCUCGGCCCGGAUAACCACUACGAACGCGUAUUCAUCUCCCACCUGUUCACCGAUGCCGACGACCCCAAUCGCAUCGCCGGCGCCAUCGGGUUCGGCGUUCGCGAGGAUGUGAUUUACGUUUUCAAGGCCAACGCCGUCGUAUGCGGCGCCGGCGGAGCCACCGCCCUGUUCCGUCCCCGCAGCGUGGGCGAAGGCAUGGGACGCACCUGGUACUCCAUCUUCGACACCGGCUCGGUGUACGGGCUCAUCAUUCCCAUCGGCGGCGAGAUGACCCAGAUGGAACACCGCUUCGUGCCCAGCCGGUUCAAGGAUUCCUACGGCCCGGUUGGCGCCUGGUCGCAACUGUUCCGUGCCGACCUCACCAACGCCGCCGGCGAAAACUACUUCAUCAACCGCCUGCCCGAACUCAAAAAAUACGAUCCCUAUGGUUCCGCCUUCCCAACGCCAACCCCGCUUCGUAACCACCUGCUCUGGACCGAAAUCCAGGCCGGCAACGGCCCCAUCCAGCUCAAAACCCCCGAAGCCAUCGAGGCGCUGGCUGCCGGCGACCCGGUGCGACGGCGGGAAAUUAUCGGGGAAGCCUGGGAAGACUUCCUGGACAUGACCAUCUCCCAGGCCAUCCUGUGGGCCGCCCACAACAUCGCCCCCGAAGAGCGCCCCUCCGAAGUAGUCCUGGCCGAGCCCUACAUCAUGGGCAGCCACAGCGGUGAAGCCGGCGCCUGGGUCAGCGGCCCCGAGGACGUCGCGCCCGACGGUUAUCAUUGGGGAUACAGCAAGAUGACCACCGUAAGCGGCCUUUUCGCCGCCGGCGAUGGCGUUGGCGCGUGUCCGCAUAAAUUCUCCUCAGGAUCGUUUACCGAAGGGCGCUUGGCCGGUAAAUCCGCCGUGGCCUACGCCCUUGACCACCAGACCCUGCCCAAGGCCGACGACCGUCAGAUUGACCGGCUCAAGCAGCAGAUAUGGGCGCCCAUGGUAACCUUCGAGACGAAUCAAUACGCUUCCACCAAUCCCGACGUGAAUCCCAAUUACCUGUCUCCCCGUCAGGGUCUGUUCCGCCUGCAAAAGUUGAUGGACGAGUACGUGGCCGGCGUUUCUGCCGGUUUCACCACCAACGAAUCGACCCUGCUGCGUGGCCUCGAAUUGAUGGGCAUGUUCCGCGAAGACCUGCAAAAACUGGCCGCCCGCAGCCGUCACGAACUGCUGCGCUGCCAUGAACUCAUCCACCGGGCCUGGGUCGGCGAGGCUCACCUGCGCCACAUGCUGCACCGCAAGGAAACGCGGUGGCCCGGUUUCUAUUACCGUAGCGACUAUCCGGAGAUGGACGAAGCCAACUGGCGUGUGUUCGUAAAUUCCCGCUACGACCCACAGCAGGAAACCUGGGAUGUGUUCACACGCCCCUGUCCCCAGGUGUUCUAG
This is a messenger RNA of Geodia barretti, 1860 nucleotides long. NCBI's taxonomy places the organism in Eukaryota, Metazoa, Porifera, Demospongiae, Tetractinellida, Geodiidae. The record is from the annotation of a GenBank genome assembly.